CUAAUUUUUUCGGUCAUUGUAUUAAGUAUCGCUUGGAAGCAGUUUUACCUAACGAACCAACGCCGAAUGAUAACGAAGCUCAUCGACCUUUCAAGGAAAAGUGGUCCCUGUAGAACAAUUCGAACUUGACAUUUCUCUACGAUUAAUGAUGCCGUACAUCUAUCGCGCUGGGGAUGUCAUCCACGAAGAUUUGCCGUACGCCGUAGCGGUGAAUUUAGAAAAUGCCGCUUAUAUAUGUUCAUACUGUUACGCGUCCGAUGCCGAGAUGAAGUGCACGGGUUGUGAAAAAUUGGUCUAUUGUAACGACGAAUGCAAGAAUCAGGAUGCGGUCGAUCACAACCUCGAAUGUAACAUACUUCUGAAUUGCGAUGAGCUUCCGGAUGAAGAGUUGCGACUGGUGAUUCGAGCUUUGGACAAGUACGUCAGAGAAAGAGAUAACCCAACAGUUGGGGAUUUCUUCGGCAGUAAACGCACCAUGGAUGAUCUCGUGUCACAUAUCGAUGAUCUUAAUAGUACAGAUCUGGAAGAGGUCAACGCCCGUACAUCAGAGCUGUUAGCCCUAUUGGAAGGUCGGUUAGAUGUGGGCCAUAGCCAAGUGCUGAAGAUGCUUAUGAAAUGCCGAAUCAACCGAUAUUGUUUGAUCAAUCAUAACGAGCCGACUUUCUCAACCCGUGGCCAAGUGGUUUACCUAGGGGCUUCAGCUAUCGAUCAUUCGUGUGUGAUUGAUGAGACUUACACCUACCUCUUUGACGGACGCCGAAUUAUUCUCAGGGCAUUGACCGAUUUUACUCUGGAUGACCCUAAGAACUUACGGAUCCAUUACUUAUCUUCCCAGCUGCCGUAUGAUCAACGGCGUUCGAUGACACUGGACACAUAUUUUUUCGUGUGCAGCUGCGAAAAAUGCGUGGCUCAAGCCCGAUGUGUCGAACAGGAUCCGGAGUUGAAGGAACUUGCUGAUCAGGCUAGUUCCGAAGUUGACGCGCUGUACCAGUCGACUUUAACGACAUCUGAAUGGUAUAAUGAGGGCAUGGCGAUACUGGAAAAGUUCUUCGAAAAGAUCCCGGACGACUUUGCCCUGUUCUGGCUAUUGACCCAACUUCAGAAUCAAGCAAUCGAGCAGGGCUUUCUAGAGGCGAGCCUGACUCAUGGAGCUAAUGCUUUACGCUCCGCUAAUACAGUUCUAUCGAUGGAACCGAUUUUAUUCAAUCUUUGUCUUGCUAUGGCUAAGCUUGGCUGGAACAAAAGAAAUGAUAAAUGCUACGAAACUUUCGUUGAGGGGACAAAGCUAGCGUCAAAAUUAUUCACCGUUUCUCACGGGUCAAAACACUCAAUAACCGAAACACUUCAGUCGUUCAAAGAUGGAACUUACUUCGAUUGAAGCAUAAGCGCUACGUAUGUGGAGAAAUAAACUAUGCGACUGCACAUGACAAUCAUAUUAUUAAUGAUAAACUGACUUUAAAAAAGAUAAAAUAAAACAGGAUCAGAAAAAAUUUGAAAAAAAAAAAUAGC
Messenger RNA from Varroa destructor (honeybee mite), 1509 nucleotides. RefSeq names its product N-lysine methyltransferase SMYD2-like. NCBI's taxonomy places the organism in Eukaryota, Metazoa, Arthropoda, Arachnida, Mesostigmata, Varroidae. Gene Ontology annotation, cellular component: nucleus. The record is from RefSeq and is a predicted model, not a curated record.